Lepidothrix coronata (blue-crowned manakin) is the source of this 5856-nucleotide messenger RNA. It is a transcript of the gene TASOR2, whose product is annotated as family with sequence similarity 208 member B. NCBI's taxonomy places the organism in Eukaryota, Metazoa, Chordata, Aves, Passeriformes, Pipridae. Gene Ontology annotation, biological process: negative regulation of gene expression, epigenetic. Gene Ontology annotation, cellular component: nucleoplasm. Bases 1129 to 5856 code for a protein of 1575 amino acids. The transcript has 7 exons. The record is from RefSeq and is a predicted model, not a curated record.
CCUGUGUCCCACAGCACCGGGGUGAUCCUUGUGUCCCACAGCACCGAGGUGAUCCCUGUGUCCCACAACACUGGGGUGAUCCCUGUGUCCCACAGCACCGGGGUGAUCCUUGUGUCCCACAGCACCGGGGUGAUCCCUGUGUCCCACAGCACCGAGGUGAUCCCUGUGUCCCACAGCACCGAGGUGAUCCCUGUGUCCCACAGCACCGAGGUGAUCCCUGUGUCCCACAGCACCGAGGUGAUCCCUGUGUCCCACAGCACCGAGGUGAUCCCUGUAUCCCACAGCACUGGGGUGACCUCUGUGUCCCAUAGCUCUUCCAGUUACUCCCCCCCAGGCGCUGAGGUGAUCCUGGUGUCCCAGAGCCCUUCCAGCGACUCCCACCAGGACGCCGAGGACACUGAGGUGAUCCCUGAGGUGAUCCCGGUGUCCCCGAGCCCUCCCAGUGCCUCCCCCCAGGAGCAGCAGGGCCGUCCCCAGCUCAGAUCCCCGCGUGCCGCUCCCGACCCCAAACACCAGCGGCCUGGAAGACGAGCCGCCUUCACCGGGGGGGCGGCGCCCAACCAGACCCUUCCCGCCGCGGGAAAACCGGGAUUCAACGGCUCCGCCACCGCCGCCGCUCCCAGGGAGAGAACCUCCGGAAUUCCCAACCAGAGCGGCGUGAGGCUGGGAUGGGCCGGGGAGAGGCAGCGCUGCGCCGUGGCCCUGGAUCACUCCUACGCCGUGGUGGACCCACUGGAGCUGCGCCGGAGAGGCACCAAUCCCCCGGGAACGAAUCCCCCAGGAACGCCCACCUCCAGAUCGGCCCCCGCCCAGAACGGCACCGGGAGAGCCCGGGCGGGCCCGCUGGUGGGGAAGGUGCUGCCGUUCCGGCGCCAGCCCGGCGGGUCCCGCCCGCCCUGGGUCCCCGAGGGCGCGAGCUGCAGGACGGGCUCAGCCCGGGACAAGGAGGACUUCGCCAAGUGCCACACGGUGAAGGUGCGGGGCAAGUCCCUGAAGGUGACGCUCCAGUGGGACGGGCACUACGCCCACAACCUGGACACCCGCUACACCAACAACAUCCUGGAGAGAUCCGUCAUCCGCGCCCUGCACGGGCCCUGGGACUGCAGCCUCCCCGAGACCGUGGAGGACAUGAAGCUGAUCCUGCACACGUGGGUGGCCCUGUUCUACAGGAGGCCCUCGGCGCAGCUCAACAGCUCGCGGAAGGUGGUGGAGCACCGCGACCCCAAGAAGUACGUCCUGCUCAACAGCUCCCAGCGCUUCUGGGACCUCAGCGACGACGACCUCGAGCCCCACGGCCGCAAGACGUGCCCGGCCGACUCCAGGUCCGACCCCGACCAGACUCCCAGCAGCUCCGUGGAUCCCGGCGCUCCCAGAAAAGGGUCUUCCCGCCGGGAGAAGGGCCGGCCGCGCUUGCGGAGUGACGCCAACGGCGCUGCCGGAGGUGUGGACAGCACGGUGUCCUCCUCCUCCGGGGAGCUGCCCGGCGAGGAGGAGGAGCCUUCCUCCACCAGCUGUCCGGAGAGCAUUCCCGAGGAGAGCCUGGAUGAGGGAGAGGGGCAACCGGGAAUCCCCGAGGAGAGCCUGGAUGAGGGAGAGGGGCAACCGGGAAUCCCCGAGGACGUCUCGAGCGUCACCGCGGAGGAGCCGCCGGAUGCCACGAUCACCCCCGGCCCUUCCGAGGAGCCGGGACGUGCCAGCGAGCGCCCGGCUGUGCCAGGCAUGGAAAACUCCCGCAGCCCGGCCCCCAAUUCCAGUGCAGCUCCGUGCACAGACAGCCAGGAUGGAAUUCCAGGAGACGGGGAGCAGCAGGAGAGCGAGCGGGAGGCAGGAGCAGGGCGUGGUUCUCCCAGGGAUUCGGAGAGCGCGGGAGAUGCCGGACGCGGCACGGAGGUUGAGGACAGCAGGGACAGCAGCCGGGCCACCGGUGAUCCACGGGAUUCCAUGCCCUUGGAAGCGAGUCCUGGAAGUGCCAGCCAUCCGCGAUGUGCCCGCGAUUCCGUGCCCUUGGAAGCGAGUCCCUGGAGUGCACAUCUUGCCGGAGCCAGCGAGGAAGGGCUGGAAUCACAAGACCCCUUCGGACACCUGGAGAAAGAGGAGGGAGAGUUGGAGGAGGACAAGGAGGAGAACGAGGAGGACUUUGAGGAAGUCCUGGGGUCUGUGGAUUUGGUGUUGUCCGAGAGCAGCGACACCGAGAUGGAGAGUGAGCACAGCGACCAGAAAACAGGGAAUUCCCCACUUCCAGAGGACUUCGGUGCUCCCGGAGAGGACUCUGUGCCCAGCCCCUCCUCCUUGGCAUUGCCCUGCUUGGGCAGCUCCACACUGGUGAUGUCUGACGGGACUUGGACUGGGAAUUGGAGUGGGAUUGACUCUCCAGGGCUUCCUGGGGAGAGGGCACCGGGUGUGGAUGAGCCCCCAGAGCCCUGGGAUGCUCCGGCCACUCCGUGUUCGGAGGCAGAUGGUGUUGGUGUGGCCAGUCCAGCCCAUGUGGGGUCACCCUGGGACAGUGGGGAGAUGAUCCCACCCGAUCCAGGCCUUUUCCAUGGGGCACAGCCAGACAGUGUUACAGGCAGCCCAGAACCUGCUGGAGAGACACUGGGGAAUGACUUGGAGCAGAAAGACAGGGAUCAUGUUACUGCUGAAGAAAAGUGGGAAUCUUCAGAUGUGGGGUCACCCCGUGACAGUGGAGAGACGUUCCCACCUGAUCCAGGCCUUUUCCAUGAGGCACAGCCAGUCUGUGGAGCUGCUGGAGAGACGCUUGGGAAUGACUUGGAGCAGAAAGACAGGGAUCACGUGCCCGCUGAAGAAAGGUGGGAAUCUUCGGAUGUGGGGUCACCCCAUGGCAGUGGAGAGACGUUCCCACCUGAUCCCGGCCUUUUCUAUGGAGCACAGCCAGACAGUGUUACAGGCAGCUCUGGAGCUGCUGGAGAGACGCUCGGGAAUGACUUGGAGCAGAAGGACGGGGAUCACGUGCCCGCUGCCGGGAACAGGGAUGGCCUGGAGUCCCCACACAGCCAGGGACUGGCACUACCCUUGUCCCCUCACUCCAACUCUGCCUGCCGGAUGUCUCCCGAUGGAUCCAUCGAUCCCAGAGCUGCUCCAGAGGACCAGGAGACCACGGCAGGCUUCCCGUCGCCGUCACGGCGCGACCUGGGCGGGAGCAGCCGCUUUUCCUGGGAACAGGGAGAUGAUGUCGGUGCUGAUCCUGGGGAGCCAAACCAGGAAAGGAGCGAGGUUUUGGGGGAAGAAGAGCCUGGCAGCCCUUGUUCCAACGGCACAGGAGUGCCGGAUGAUUCCAUGGGAGCAGGUGGUGGCCAGGACUUCCCCUUGGACUACAGAGCCGCGGGAGGUGAUCCCGGGGCUGGGGAGGGUGAGGAUGUGUGUCCUGGUGCAGAGAAUUCCCCCAGGAGUGACAGAACGGACACGGAGAUGGUGGGUGACACUCCACAGGAGCCAGAGAUGCCUCUCCAUUCCCCCCUGGAGUCAGAGCCCUCCUCCUUGGAGAGGGAAGGGAUGUCAGCCGUGGAGGAGCUCCCCGGGCAGCGGCGGAGCUUCCCACACAGCCCCUCCCCAUCCAGCCCUGGAUACUCAGCUCCUGCUUCUCCUGCUUAUCAGGAAGACACAGAACCCCCCAGCUCGGAGCAGAGCCCGUGGGAGCCAGCCCUGGGCCAGCCCUGGAAUUCCUGGGAGGAAGGAGGCACUCCAGAGGGGAGUGUGGGUGCCUGGAGCCUGGAGGGCUCCAUAAAUCCCAGAUGUUCCGGAGGGGUGAUAAGAUACCCUGCUCCGCGCCCCGUGGGGCGGGCACGGGGCUCCCCUGUGGAUGUGCUUCCAAGGGAGCCAAGAUCCAGGUCUCCUCCUCCACACAGUCUCCAGGAUGGUCUCCACGGUGCCGAGCCAGGCUCAGUCCUGGAUGUGUGUCCCAGGAUGGUCCCUCCCGGCACGGAUCCGGCUCCGGACGAUGCCUCGUGGCCCUGCUCCCCCUGUGCCAGCCCCGGGAGCCAAAGGGAGGAGCCCAUCCCGCCUGAGGACUGGGAAAGAAGAAGCAUCCCUGUUUCCAGUGCUCCAUCUUCUCCAGAGGGGAAUUUGCUCGAUCCGUGGCACGAGCCCCACUCUGCUUGGGAUGACAGCGGAUCCGAGGAAUUCCCUGAUCCCGGGGAUGAGGAAUCCGAGGCAUUCCCUGAUCCACACCGUGCCAGCAGGGACAUGGGAUCCGAGGCAUUCCCUGAUCCGCACCGUGCCAGCGCAGAGGUGGAGGAGAGGGAAAUCCUCACUUCCCCCAUCCCUGCGUUGCCGUUCCGCGAGCACAGGGAUCCCUCUGGAGAAAGGCUGGAGUUCAGCGAUGCUGAGGACGCUUUGGACACGUUCCCGAGGGCACAGCAGCUCCUCAGCAGGGACACACGCAGGGCCGUGGCCUUUCAAGAUCCAUUGGACCUUUCAUCCAGCGACUCCGAGCAGGAAUAUUUUGGGAGGAACCCACACCCCCCACUUCCAGCCAGGGCUUCCCACGGCACGAGAUCCAUGGAUGCCGCAGGCACCAGGACAAACGGCAAUGACUCCUCUGUGGAGGGGCAGGGAGAUGGCUGGGGCCAGGGCGUCUCCAGGGAUUCCCGGCGCUCCGUGAUCACCCGGCACCGCCGGGAGAGGCCUGGGAAUUCCCAGACUCCGAGGAGGCGGCGCCGCCGCCCGGGGGAGUCCCAUUUGUUACGGAACAACUUGCUGGGCGACUGGAGGGGCUCCGAGGAGCUCACCCAGAACACCCUGGACAUGGAGUGUCUCCGUUUCCAUUAUAAGCUAAACCAGGUCCUUGGGAAUAGGAAACCACCCUUUUCUACCUCCGAGAGCAUCUUCCCAAGAGACUUUUCCCGGCGGGACCCUCCGGCCCUGCCAUCCGCGCAGGGCAGGAGCCCCUUGCAGGUGACCAUCCCACCCUCGCACACGUGGCCGGGCCGGAGCAGAUCCCGCCGGCAGAGGGGCUGGCACGAGGAGGACACCCCCGGGGACACCAGGGGGAGAUCCCCAUCCCGCUCCCGACCCCCCUUCCACCUCGGGAAGCUCCGCCAGGACGGCCGGCCGCUGGAUUCUCCGGGGGACGUCACCGUCGUCCUGGACGAGUAUUCCGAGUUGCCAAGGGUGGUGCUGAGCAGGGCGGACGCCGGGAAGGAGGGCGGAGGGCACGGAGAGCCCCGGGAUGCGGGGCCAGGCCCGUCCCGGCGCGGGAGGCCGGCGGCCUUCCAGGGCGUGAUCGGGGAGCUGUGCGGGGCCCUGCACUCCCACCUGCGCCGCGUGGCCUCCGAGGCCUCCACGCACCCGGGGAUGUUCUACCUGGUGGAGACGGGCAAGGAGCCGUUCUUCGAGAGGGUGAAGGCCCUGCUGAGGAAGGAGGGUUGGGUGAGGACGGAGCCGUGGAGCUUCUGCGGGGGGAGGCACCGGGCGGGCGACCAACUGCUCGUCAUCAUCCGCAACGAGGACAUCUCCUCCCACAUCCACACUAUCCCGGGAUUGCUGGAGCUGAAGCGCUGUCCCGGCGUGGUGUUUGCCGGGGUGGACAAUCCCGAGGAUGUCACGGGUCACAUGUACCAGGAGCUGUUCCACACCGGGGGCUUCCUGGUGUCCGACCACCACGUGUUGGAAUCCAUGUCUCUGGGCCGGCUGAAGGAGGUGGUGAAGGUGCUGGAGAAGCUCAACAGGAGCGGGAGGUGGAAGUGGCUCCUUCACUACAGGGAGAGCAAGAAGCUCCGAGGAGACCUCAGCUCGGAAUUACCCAUGGGCUGCAUCCCUCAGGGUGUGCCUGCUCUGAGUGGAGCCUUAUCCAUGGGCCACAGCGUCUCCAAGGAUUUAUUCUGCUGUGGCAUAGACUGA